Messenger RNA from Cucurbita moschata (crookneck pumpkin), 707 nucleotides. Its product is annotated as 60S ribosomal protein L27-2-like. The record is from RefSeq and is a predicted model, not a curated record. Gene Ontology annotation, biological process: translation. NCBI's taxonomy places the organism in Eukaryota, Viridiplantae, Streptophyta, Magnoliopsida, Cucurbitales, Cucurbitaceae. Gene Ontology annotation, cellular component: ribosome; cytosolic large ribosomal subunit. Bases 84 to 491 code for a protein of 135 amino acids. Gene Ontology annotation, molecular function: structural constituent of ribosome. The transcript has a single exon.
AAUCCAUUCUUCGUCAGUUGGAGCCGACGAGAAGGGAGUAAGGAGAAGGGGAAGCACAACACAGAGAGGAGGAGAAAUCGACAAUGGUGAAGUUCCUCAAGCAGAACAAAGCUGUGAUCGUCCUUCAAGGUCGUUAUGCUGGCCGGAAAGCGGUCAUCAUUCGCGCGUUCGACGAUGGAACGCGGGAUCGGGCUUAUGGGCACUGCUUGGUUGCCGGAAUAAAAAAGUAUCCUGCCAAGGUCAUCCGCAAGGACUCCUCCAAGAAGACCGCUAAGAAAUCCCGAGUCAAGGCCUUCAUCAAGCUCGUCAAUUACAGGCACCUUAUGCCCACCAGGUACACUCUUGAUGUCGAUCUUAAAGACGUCGUCACUAUAGAUUCAUUGCAAUCCAAGGACAAGAAGGUCACCGCCGCUAAGGAGACCAAGAAGAGGUUCGAGGAGAGGUUUAAGACCGGAAAGAAUAGGUGGUUUUUCACCAAGCUCAGGUUCUGAAGCCUGUUCAGUUAUGUGUUUGUUCUGGAUAAUUCUCGUAUUAGGUUACUGAUCAGCUUUAUUAUUGUUUUUUCCCUUCUGUUUUCGGAUCAUCUUACGUUCUACAUUACAUUGUUAGCUUGUUUUAGUGUCUACUUUUUCUGUCGAUGUACUCUGAUCGCUUCGACGACAAAUUUUCUUGGUUAUAAUGCUACAUUUUAGACUUGCACCUGCUUA